GACACUGCUCAGAUUUAAAACUGAACACUCUUCUCGACUCUCUCACCAUCGCUAAAAGCUCAGCUUACGCUCCCUUUCCUCUCUAUCUAAUCUCUCUCCCUCUCUCUUCCUUUGGCCUUUUACUACUAGUCUAGCCAAUGGGGGUGGCGGCUCUGGCGGAGGAGACCAGCAGCAACGGCAGUGGCGGAGGAGGAGUUGAGCUCUACGAGGACAUCGAGGCCCCCAAGUUCGUGGACUUCACCGCACUCGAUCACUACAACCCCGACGACCGCUACUGGUUCUGCUCCCGCGUUGGAUGUGAUCAAAAGCAUGACGAUGAGAUGGACCCAGAUGAAAUCUACAAAAAAUUUGUCCUCAGGGUUAUGGCGGCAAGGAGUCCCAAUGUCAGACUUCGCAAAGCGUUAACUCGAAAAUCGACCAAUGCAACAAAGUGCCCGUUUUCUGCUCCUCCGAAGCCUUCCAGACCGAGGAUAUCGAGAUUAGCUGUAUUAUCUUCAAUCUCAAAGAAACUGGUGGAUGGAAAAGAGAGGACGAAACCCAUCGGCCCUAUCACUGCAACUCCAAAUCCUAAAACAAAGAAGAUUCCUGCCGUAUCUAAUGCAUUGACCACUCCAGGGAACAAGAAGAAGAGAGUCUUGAAACCCGAACUCUUUUGGAGUGUUAGGAAGCCGAAAGAGAAUACUGUUCCACUGCAAUCCGGAAAGGUGGUAGCGAAAGCUCUCACAUUUCAAUCUCCCAAGAAGACAGUGAGGAAGAAGACAUCGUCAGAAUUGGACGCAUCAGUAAGAAAGAUCUGUGCAGGGAUAACGAAGCUUGAGAUCACUGGCCAAAGGAAGAACAUCUUCGGCAACGAGAACAGAAUGUUGCCAUCAGAUCCUCCCAAGAAGAAACUGGGCGCCAGGGAGGUCAAAAGUCGGGUUUAUGAUUCGUUGAGGUCUCAAAAACACAAGCAUAAUGAAAAUGGGCCUUCUAGAUGUAUGAAGAAGAAAGGCAUCGAAACGAAGCACAUGGCAGGUGUACGUUCAGCAACACAUGAUGGAUCUUCAGGUGACUCAAGUGAUAUGGAAGUGGAUUCACAUUGUGUGUCUUUACAAGAAUCUUCUGCCGCAGGAUCCGCUAAGUCGGACUUAUUUGAGGUUCCGGUUGUCCAAGCCAAUUCGGAUGAAUUAACCAGGGAGGUAACUCUUGAUGUAGAAACGUUAGUGCCAAGUUCAGAGAAGGACGCGACCGAGAAUGUCCUCGACAGUGCUCGUGAUGACGGUGCCGUAAGUGCUACUGAUAAAGAAGGCAGCCAUGAGGUCUCAGAGAAUGAUGACAAAGAAAAUGUCUCUGCUCUCAACCGUAACAGAGAGCAAAAUGAGGUUCCAGAGAAUGACAACAUGGAAAAUGCCUCAGGUCCAGAUAAUAACAGAGAUCCUUCUGAAAGCACGAUGCUUGGCAAGCAAGAUACCGAUGGAAAGAUUCAAAAGGCAUCUCAAAAAGUCGUUCAGACUUUGAAAGAGAACUCUGCCAAUGCAAGAAGUGCUCAUGGUGGAAAGUACGUAAAACCGAGGCCAACCAAUCCAAAACCCUUCAGGCUAAGAACUGAUGAAAGGGGAAUAUUGAAGGAAGCAAAUUUGGAGAAAAAGCUCCUUGCACCUUUGAAAGAGACGAGUACGACAGUGUCAGGGUUUUCCGGCGGGAACCCGCUAGUCAAGAAACAUCAGAAUCCUCAGAAAAGGAAUGGAAAUGUCCCUGGACAAAGUGAAGAUGAGAGCAGCUGUCAGCAGAAUAAAGUGAAAAUACAGCAGGAUAGGCCUAGGAUCAGAAGUAAACUCUCGGCCGUCUCCGGCACGUUGCAGAGGGUAGGGGCACAAAAACAGCAGAGGACUCCGAUUAUUACUUCACAAACGCAAUCGCGGGAAAGCAUUAGAAGAGCGAAGCUGCUUUUUUUGAAGCAACAAUCUCAACGUGUUGUGUCAAAGAAGAAGGCGAUGGUUUCACCUAUGACUUGUGAACUUCGUAGCACCAAGGGAACUUCUGGGAAGUGCAUGAAGCCCAAAAAAGAAUCGAAACAGAACGAGAAUGCUGCUAAAUCAACCAUCAAAGCUGCUACUCCUGCACGCUCGAGGUUGAUGUCAUGUCCCAGAAGACCACUAACCAUUCCGAAGGAACCGAAUUUCCACGCGGUUCAUGUCCCAAAGAGCUGUGCACAGAAGUCGGCUACGCUAUUGUGAUCCUUUGAUCACAAAUCCAUUGUUUGAGGUUGUGCGCGUGACAAUGAUAGUAGCAUAUUCAAUUGUUUCAUUGAAUUCAUCUGUUUGCAUUCUUUCUUUGGUUUCCGCAUGAGUUUUGUAAGUUCAAGCAAUUGUUUGUACGGUGUAUUAUAUAUAUGCCUGGAGCAUACACUAACUUUAUAUUUAAUUUUUAUUAAAUGAA
Punica granatum (pomegranate) is the source of this 2418-nucleotide messenger RNA. Lineage: Eukaryota; Viridiplantae; Streptophyta; Magnoliopsida; Myrtales; Lythraceae. The record is from RefSeq and is a predicted model, not a curated record.